CGGAUUCCCCUCUUUUAUUCGAACUGAUACAAGUUAAUGCCUGUGGGUUAUUCAUCUACAGUAUAUACAUAUACAUUCAUAUAUAAGAGAGUGCGAUUAACUUGCUUCAGUCUGUUAGCGGGCUUUUUCGAACCACUCCCGGAGUGACACCAAUAAACAUGAGGACCGCUGUAGCGUUGUGUCUUUUAGUGACUUUUUGUACUGCCUAUGCUAAUCCGCUGGACGUACUGAGAAUUGGCGUGCAAAGAUCGAAAGGUCAAGUGCAGGAUAAUAUACAACAACUGGACCGUCUUCGCAAUAACGUCGCGCAGGACACAAUUUUCAAAAUAAAAAAUAAUUGGAUAGAACAAAUGCGAAGACACAACGAUUAUAGCAAUCCAACAAUUGAUGCGAUACGUAAAGAAGUGGAUGCCGCGAAGGGAGAGGACAAGAAUGCGCAGCCGUGUUACGAUACCGCUUCUAAUACUUUGAGAAACAUUUGGAACACAGCGUCAAGCGAUGCUCAACGAUGCGUCGACACUGCUGAAAGCUCCAUCAAGAGCGAACUUGGUUUUGUUGACAAUCUUAUCUCGACCGGACGUACGCUGAUGGUAGAAUUGGACGGCAUCUUCCUGAAUUGCUUCGGUAAUGAUAUUUUCCAAGUGCAGAGAUGCGUUGCCCUCAAGCUGGGAACAGCCAACGUCAAUGCGAGAGACUUGCAGAGCAAAGCAAAUUCCGCCAAAUUCACCGCCACGUCUGCGUCCAACAAUAUCGUUCUGCAGGGGAAUAACUGUGUGUACAAUGUUUACUCGCCCGCGUUCUCGCAGAUCACGGAGCUCAGAUUGGCCGCUACCAGAUGUCUCAAGGCUUUGUAAGCCAUGCGUCCAGUUUUUACCGAUAGACUCUUUUAUAUUUAUUCCUUAAAGAUAUAUUGUUUUCGAGAGGAAUCAUUAAUUAUGCCCAAGAUACCGAUUUCUGGUCCAAAAAAUUCUAGUGUUACACGCACAUAGCACCAUGCAUACUUUUUAUGAUACCCGAGGAAAAAUAAUUGCAAAUUUGCUUGGUGGCACAAUCAGCUUGCAAACGUUCUUCGUGACGCGUGCAUUUUGCAAAAUUAGCUUCGUGAAUGUUGGCGAUAUUAGCCACAAUAACUUUCAUCUUAUCUGCCUGUUUAUGGGAGUUACUACUUUUUCUACAAAAUAUGUAAAAUAUCUGACUAAAAUAAACGAUUGGUUCAUCAAUGUUUGUGGAAGCGAGCACGAGUCAAACACAAGUGUCAUAA
This is a messenger RNA of Vollenhovia emeryi, 1261 nucleotides long. RefSeq lists its product as uncharacterized. The transcript is spliced from 4 exons. NCBI's taxonomy places the organism in Eukaryota, Metazoa, Arthropoda, Insecta, Hymenoptera, Formicidae. The record is from RefSeq and is a predicted model, not a curated record. Bases 159 to 854 code for a protein of 231 amino acids.